Messenger RNA from Neodiprion virginianus, 6982 nucleotides. It is a transcript of the gene unc-13-4A, whose product is annotated as BAI1-associated protein 3. NCBI's taxonomy places the organism in Eukaryota, Metazoa, Arthropoda, Insecta, Hymenoptera, Diprionidae. The record is from RefSeq and is a predicted model, not a curated record. Bases 1172 to 5176 code for a protein of 1334 amino acids. The transcript is spliced from 27 exons.
CUACAAGUGGUCUCGCUCAACGUUAAGUCAGACGCUCGCCGACGAUCAGUGUUCGCUCGCUCCUCGUUCAGCGCCAUCGUAUCGCAACGCUGCGCAAUCGUAAGCAUCACCGUUAAUCGUGUGAUUUUUUUCGUACGAUAUUUUUGUUUGAAUUUUUUUUUUUUUGGUUUCUUAUUAUUAGUUUCAAACGGUUUCGGUUUCAUGCCCAUUUUCGAAUUACAUCGCGUGUUUCAAUUGUGUGUGAUUAAGACGAUCGACUGCGGGGAGAAGCAACGUUGAUCAUUGAAACGUCGGGUUUUAGAUGAUCGGGCAUUCAUUGUUGUCCAGUUGUUCGGAGCCAAAGGUGAAUUCGGUAACUGAUCAAAAUGACCGUAAAAUCGACUUACGCGUAUCCAAUUAUACAGUUAAACGCACGCAUCUGUUUAAAGUAAAUUAUCUUUCAGCGUGAUUAAAGGUCUGUAGUAAUGAAAAAAAAUGUUAAUAAUCGUAAUUAUUUCAAUCACAUACUUGUGUAAUAGUGUGCAGCAAAUAUAAUCGUGUAAUUUACAUCGUGUUGUAUAAUAUAUGCAUCGUCAAAAAGGUGAUGCCGAAGAGGAAAAAUAAUAUUAUAUACCUUUAUAUUUCUAAAUGAAAAUUUUUUUUAUCGUAAAAGAAAAGAAGAAUACUUUUCGUAAAUUUGUGGAGUCAUUAUACGCGUUUGUACUUUUACACAGCUUAAACGGCAAAAUAUUAAUUAAAAAAAAUUAAACUCACGGCAAAUUGAAUCACGUGCUAAUAACCGUAAAUUCGACGCUUAAGACGAGGAAAAAAUGUCAUUGUGCAAAAUGACCGGCUCGAUUUUUAUCUCGAAUUGAUCAUAAAUCCCAAGCUUAACCACUGGAGGAAUUAUUGAAAAAAUGAAAGAAUUAAAACCGACUGAAACGACAACGACAAUCAAACAGUUGUGAAUAAAACGGAAACGUCGAGGCUCGGCUCAACAGAGAUGAUAAAUACUAGCCACUGACAUGACGCAAAUGUAACGGAAAUCGGUCAGAGGCAAUACGAAUGCACGUCGAAAAGCUCACCCGCGUAAAUUGAAUCUCGCGGGUCUAAAUCAGGCACGGAAUAAGAAGAGGCUUGGAAAAAAUCUACAGGGUAAUUAAAGAAGAAAGGAAAAAAAGGAAGCUCCGAAAUGAGCUUUUUCAACUCGCUCCAGCAGUACGUCAGCGACAGCGUCGCCAGCUUAAGCUUGAGCCCAAAGAGAUUCUCCUUCAGUCGCGAGGAUUCCACUCAGGGUGGUGGACCUGGGCGAAGUGGAUCGACGGGCUGCGUCACGUCCACCACGAACACCAACACCGUCACUCAGCCGACGAUUCCCCAUGGAUUUCCAAAGGUCGUUCCUCCCCCGGGUACGGUCACCUCGCCACACGCGCGUUCUUUGUCGACGCGUCGGCAAACGCUGGAUUGCACUUCAGGCUCAGGACUCACCGUGCAUCCCAACUCCGUGGGAGGGAGCAUAUCUCCUCGACGAGUUGGUUCCUUCAGACGAAACGUCGCCCCGACGGACCGUCCGCCGCUCACUUUCUGUCGCAGGAGGCCAUCGUGGCCGGAAUUCGACAUCCAAGCAACCUCCGAGGUUCAGGAAACCGACGGUUCGUUCUUCGAAAGCUUCACCGCGCUGUCAUGGAAACAGGAGAACCGACGUCUUAUGGUUCUGCAGGAGGUGGAGGGCAGGGCGGAGGUCCCACCCCCGCCCUCGAGGGAGCAGGGCUUAAACAGCGCUCAGAACUACAGACUCAACAAGAAAGAGAUGGAACAAUUGUAUAUCGAAGUGCUUUAUACCGUCGCGAACACAGUCGGUGCCAGCACGGGACAAUACGCCCACUACAAGGAGGAUCUCUACAGAUAUGCCCAGGAAGCCUUCGGCGUUCCUCAAGACCAGCACCGGCGUUGCCUCAAUAUCGCAUCGGAAGAAAAGCCACCCAUCGUCGUCCUAAGUGUCGUCGUUAUCGAAGCGGAUGGACUCGAGGCGAAAGACGCUAAUGGUUUCAGCGACCCCUACUGCAUGCUGGGUAUUCAGCCGGGUAAUGGCGGAGCACCGCUCAGUCCUCAACCAAAUUUGAGCGCUCAUUCACCCCACACACCCCCGGCGUCACCCAGGCAAGCGACUCGGGCCUUAUCUGACGGCGGUGACAACGACAAUUCUCAUCACGAGAAGCUGAGGAAGCAUCACAGUUUCAGACUAUCUUUCAAGCGUAAGGAACACGGAAGUCGUCGUGAGCAUCGAGACUCACUCGGCGGAGCUGUUCCAGCAAAGUAUAUUCGUGCCACAUCGGUGAAACCGCACACGCUGAGUCCACGAUGGGAAGAAAAAUUUCGCUUCGACAUAGAUGACAUAAACACGGAUAUUUUGCAUUUGGAUAUAUGGGACCACGAUGACGAAUCCUCGGUGUUUGACGCCGUGAGCAAACUAAAUGAGGUUCGUGGAGUCAAGGGCCUUGGAAGGUUCUUCAAGCAGAUCGCUCAGAGCGCGAGAUCCGGCAGUCAGGAUGACUUUCUCGGAUGCGUCAAUGUGCCACUCCAGGAUAUUCCAAGCACGGGACUUGACUGCUGGUAUAAGCUCGAGGCGAGGACACAGCGCAGCAACAUCCAAGGAAGGAUCAGACUCAAGCUUUGGUUGUCGACUCGCGAGGACAGAGGCACCUCCGAAGAGGACAAUUGGGGGGAGUUGAGGCAGCAGGAAAGGCUCUACACUAUCUUUCUUAAUCACGAGAUGAGCAAACAAGGGAACGAGUUCACGGGCGAGCUGCCUCAGACGGCCCUGACGAUCCUGCAUCAGCAUGCAGUUCAAGGGGAUGUCACGGAACUUCAGCAAGCCUUGAUUAGGUGGAUGGCCACUUCGAGGCAGCCGGGCGUGGACCCAAGAACUCUGCAUCGUUUGUUACAGGAUCUGGACUCCCUGUGGCCGACAGACACGCUUUCCAGAGACGAGGAGCAGUGCUUGACCGACUCCUUUAACGUCUUUCUCGAAAUGGCGCUGAACCAGGUUCGCCAGCAUCGCGUGCUCUUCCCACCUCUUCACAGACCGGCAAUUGGAAGGCUGGACUACCUACUGAGGUGUCUUGGUCUGCUCUCAAAUAUGAAGGCCUUCUGGAAGUGCUGUCCGUUCAACAAGGAAAUCCGAGGCGAAAUCAUCACCGCGCUCAGGAAAGGGACACACGACUGGUACGAGGAGACAAUGAACCAGACGAUGUACUAUGACCGUGAGCCUGACCAGGACGCGGAUAAAGUGCUGCAAGAUUUUACCAACUUGGUAACGACGUUGUUAGUCGACCUCCAGCAAGGGUUGCACUACUACAAUAGUCUCUUCGAAAAUACGAACGGAGUUCCUUACUUCUCUGCCGUUUACAAGCAGCUGGAGAAAUUGCUGGCGGAACACGUGGCGACACACAUGGAGCACACAUCAGAGGUACACAAUGAACUUGGCGCUCGAGUUACAGCCGCUUGUCUCCAGCUCCAUGGGCAGGGUCGCGAUGAAGAAUACGUCCUUCCCCCAGGAGCCGAGAUCGGGACACCGAUUUUUGAAUUGUACUUAGCACUCCAAGAAUUCGUCAACAUGAAAGACCACUUACCGCAAUCAGAUCACAAGAGUUUGGCCAUCUGCUCUUACUAUCAAUGGUUUGAGCCAGCCGUCGACAAAUGGCUUGAUCUGGCAAAGUUAAAGGCUAUGCAGAGGAUCAGACGAGCUGCUGAUCUUGACCGUAUAUGCACAGGCGAGCUUAUCGUUAAGCACUGCACAUCGGCAGUUGAUGCAACCGCGUGUUUCUACCAGAUAAAAGAAUUCUGGAAGCAAUUAGCCUGGCCGGAUCUACCAGGUUCAUACAAUUUCGUCUUGAAGAUCAUCGACGCGAUCUGUAGUGCUGCUAACUACUACGCAGAAUUGACGCAUCAAAAAUUGGCCGAAAGUGGCUACUACGAAGAAGUGAUUCCGUACAAAACAACAGAUGAGGUAAUCGCACAGAUGUGCGUCGCCAUCAACGGUCUGGAGUACGUAAGGCGUUGGCUCUUGAGUCUUGGAGAGGAGCUGAACGUCGAAGGAGUCCUCAAGUCUCUCGAGGGUCAGGCUGGUGACUCGGUCAGACUCCAAUGGCGCCACGCUUUGGUCUCACCACUGGACCAAACGCCGGGCCAAAUGCUCUUGUUCAUCAAUCAAAUAAUAUCGAGAAUCGGAGCGAAGAUGAGGGCUCCGCUCAAGAAAACAAUGUUCCAUCUCGCUUGGUCUCCGGACUCACUUCCCACCUCUGAAGCCAUGGCGCCACUCUUGGAAUAUUUGGACAUUCAUUUGGUGAUACUGAAUUCUUCUCUUCUGGCGAUUAACUUCCAUAGGGUCCUGCAGGACGUUUGGGAGGUUGUUUUGAGCGAAUUGAGCAACCAGAUGGACGGCAGUACCGGGGACAAACCCGCUGUAUUUUACGAGAGACUUCACGAGGCUUUGGACCUUCUCGUGGAUUUCUUUCACGCCGAAGAAAAGGGUCUGCUCCACGAGGUCCUGCGAUGCGAAAGGUUCCUUAACGUCGAGGAAAGGCUGCAGUACCACAAAACUGACACCGCCCUUCUCAUAGACAGAUAUUAUCAGCAAAGAUUGCAGGACCAAAUAAACACAGACGCUGUUGAAUACGGCGUUCUAUCGGUGCGAGCGUAUCUGAAUCACGAUUCACUUUGCGUUGAGGUUCUCAAUGCCCGAGAUGUUAUACCCCUGGACCCGAACGGAUUUAGCGAUCCUUUCGUUAUUAUUGAACUUUUACCCCGAAGGGUGUUCGCACAUUGUGCCGAACAACAGACCAACGUCCAAAAGAGAACGCUCAAUCCAAUGUUCGACGAAUGUUUCGAGUUUUCCGUGAGUGUAGAACAAUGCCGAAGUCCCGACGCGAUGAUACUUUUCACCGUCAUGGAUCACGAUGUUUUGACGGCGAACGACUUUGCGGGUGAAGCUUUCCUCGGUCUGAGCAGCAUCCCUGGCGUCGCGGACUCGAAUGCUAGCAUAGACAACUUCCAUGGGCUAAAGCAACAGGAUCUUCCACUAAUGCAUCAGAAGAAUAAAAAUCAUCCAAUCCUGCAAAUUCUUGAGACCCGAACAGGCGACAAAUCGGCCUUGGACUUUGUGAAGAAGCAGAAAUUGCGCUUUGCCGCGACGUAGUAGAGUUUUCCAUCCAUUGGAAUAAACCACGAGAUGUUUGACCAUUUAGUGGUUGACACAAUCAAUAAAGAACCAAUCAAAAUCCAUCCCCUGAACCCACUGUUUCGCAAAGCUAUAUAUAUAUAUGUAUAUAUAUACACGUAUAGGUAUGUAUGUAUGUAUGUAUGUACAUGUAUAUCUUAUUAUACAUAUAGCAACGAUACCGUUGCGAUCAAUCAUUUAUAUACAUAUUUAUAUAUGUACAAGAAUAAUGUCAUAGGCUAAAUUCGCGAUUAACAUGGUGACAUGUUCAAUUCAAAUUUCAUAACUUAUUUCUCCAUCGUCGUAUAUGCACGCGCAAAGCGUGUAUACGUAUGAUGUAAGAUUAUAAAUUCAGAUGACGUUAAGUUGUUGUAAAUUACGUAUUAAGCGAAAAGUGGGCAAAAAAUAUCGCGCUAAUCAAUUGUAAGUGUGAAUCGUGUUAACUUAAUAGGUAUGAUAAUAUGUAUGUUGUUAGAAAAAGAAAGGUUGAGAGGUAAAGAAAAUGAGAGGAAAAUCAUGAAUAACAUGGGGAGAAAUCGGGAUACAUAAAUAUAUGAAAAAUUAAAUUACGAACAAACAAACAGUAACGAUUAAGAUAAUCUGGAGAACUAUUUUUGUGUCGAUGUCGAAGUAACAAGUAAAACUCGAUGUAUGAGAUAAACAAUAUGGUGAAUGUCUAAAAUCAUGCGAGGGUUCGCUGUUGCUAUUUAUAUUUUUUAAACAGAAUGCCGUGACAAGGAACAAUUGCUCUUCGCCUUUUCGUAGCCUUCUUUCCGACAAACUUUCAUUUUCUUUUUUCUUGGUUCGAUAGCAAAAUUCUAUGAGCUAAAGAGAGCUGAUAACAAAAUUUUCUCAACAAUUUCUAACGAUGUUCGAUCUCUUGGGAUUCAACGUCUUCGCGUCGGUAAUAUUUUGCUUCACAUUUAUAGAUAGUAAUCGAAUCCUCGCAAGCGUGAAUAAUAUUUUUCUUACGUGUCAUUGGAUAACUGAAACUGAUCUAUCCACUCUAUUUCUUAAGUAAUACAUGAUAAUCGAAGAGCCUGCAGUAUUGAAUUGCAAAAACCUUGAGAGUCGUCAUUUCACGUAUAAUUUCUUUGCAGAAAAUUUACUGUGCUUUACUUAACAUGUUAAUGAAAAAUUGUUACUUGGAGUAUUGUUCGGAACACGGUAAAAAUGAAUGUUUUUAUGUGUACAUACAUACGUAAAAUUUUUAUUCAUACAAUGAAUAACCGUUUCGUAUCGGUUGAGAGAUUUUAUUUCUCAUUGAACGCGGACUCUUCGAGAAUCGGGUGUAAUCUGUUUCUUCGUAUAAAAUCUAGCCGACGACGAUAAGGAAGGGAAAAAAGAAAACAAAGAAAGAGAACUAAUCACUGCAUCAGCAUAAUUAUUGAUAUAAAUCUCACGUAUAAGCGCACAUGUCAAUUUUCUAACAAACACGCACCGUCGCGUCUCACUUGCCUUAUUUUAACGUAUAUCUAUCUAUACAUAAAACUUUAAAACUCUAUGGAAAGAAAAUUUAUAGAAAAAAAAAAAGAAACACCUAAUUCUUCAGCUGCCUGUCACUUGUCAUAUUGUAUUGAUAUAAUAAUACCGUAACACUGCGAAGCGUGACAUUUUAUUGAUCGAAUUAGAUACCUCUCUGUACUUUAUAUCCAUCAUCGCGCGUGCAGUUCUUCUGCCGAAAUAAUGAAUGAGUCUAUACAAAACCUUUUUCAACUUAAAUAUAAACAGAUGUACGAUCUAUAUCUUGUAUUAUGAAACGAAUAAACGAUUAUAAAUGUAAAA